Pocillopora damicornis (cauliflower coral) is the source of this 1501-nucleotide messenger RNA. RefSeq lists its product as uncharacterized. Gene Ontology annotation, biological process: protein O-linked glycosylation via mannose. The record is from RefSeq and is a predicted model, not a curated record. NCBI's taxonomy places the organism in Eukaryota, Metazoa, Cnidaria, Anthozoa, Scleractinia, Pocilloporidae. Gene Ontology annotation, molecular function: xylosyltransferase activity; glucuronosyltransferase activity.
UCAGUGUUCCUUGUCAAAUACACAGGAUCGUGGAGACGUACCAAUAUCUCUCUUUAAACAGCAGUAUUCCAAUCAAAGGAAUAAAGUUCCAAGUGACGUCGGCUUCUUGGAAGAUGGAGAGGCCUACAGAUGGUUUUUUGGGGAGCUAUAAACCAUUCUAUGGUGCACGAGUAUUUGUGGUAUUAUCAAGUGGAAAACGAAAACUGUUAAAGUUGGAUUUUCAACCAGUAUCCGGAAGAGUGGCGAGUAAGAAAGUCGAAUUUAUUGCUCCUAAACGAGAUCGAAUAAGCAGUGUGACUGUUAUGUUGGGUUGCCUUGGUUACAAAGGGUAUGUAACCUUCACUGAUCUUGCUGUAAAACCUCUUUACGAUUCCAAACCGUUAAAAAACCAUAGUACUGAUCUCAACAAGCUCAUAGAGCCUUGUCCUGCACCAAGCAAAAGACCAAGUGAGAAAAAAUCAGACCUUCUCACGGAGACACUUUACUCAGCGAUGUCGCCUAACGACUCAGACGCAAUCACACUAGUGACUCAGCUAACAUUUAACAGAAUUAAUAUUUUGAAGAGAAAUUUACGACUUUGGAAUGGUCCACUUUCGGUGGCAAUAUACGUACUCCUGGAAGACGACGACGACCUUAAAAACAAAAAGAGAGAGGUUCGAAUGCGAUUACCUACUCACAUAUUCAGCAAGUUUUCCACUGUGUCCGUUGAAAUAAUAUACGGGAACGAGGUGGGCCCGCUGUACCCGAUCAACAGACUAAGAAACAUUGCAAUAAAAAAUGUCAAAACCCGGCAUGUUUUUCUCAUUGAUGUGGAUUUUGCUCCUUCGCCAGAUCUAGAAAUCAUGGCAAGAAAUCAAAUUUUUGAUUACGAUAAAACCAGAAACAGUACAGAUAAGAGGGUCGCGUUUGUGGUCCCAGCAUUUGAUGGAGCCAGACACGUGAACUCUAAGGAUCUCCCAGAAACAAAGGAGGAACUUGUGAACAUGGUGAAAAGAAAGAAGAGACUAGCGCCAUUUAGGAAAAUCGAGUCUCCCUUAUCGCACAGUUCUACUAACUACAGCCGGUGGUAUCACAGCAAUGAGUCGUACGAAGUGAAGAAUUAUCAGGACAAAUACGAGCCUUAUCUAAUUAUGAGACUGACUCCCGAACUGCCCCUAUAUGACGAAAGGUUCAAAGGUUACGGGAUGAACAAGAUAUCUCACGUGAUGGAAUUGUCACUGCUAGGGUAUAACUUCGUGGUGUUACCAAACGUUUGGAUUGUCCAUCGCUACCACACCCUGUCACCCCUUUCAUUCGCCCAUUUGACGGAUCCAGAUAGCAGAUUUGUAAACCGACUUCAACGUUUUGAGUUCAUCAGCGAUCUCUACAGAAAGCACAGGAUAGGAGAGUGCAAAAAUAGAUAGGGGCUUCCGCUAAAUCAGAGACAACGGAUAAAAUCUCAGUAAUCCGUUUUCCUAUCUGGGUAGAAUAUAGAAAGACGCUCACCACAUCAUUGACGAAG